AUGCCGCACCGCUACCGCGACGCAGACGUUUCCAAAAUUUGGCACCGCGCCGCUGCCGCGACGCGGAUAUUAGAAUCUGGCACCGGACAAGCAGCAAUAAUUUUUGUCAUGAUAAAUCGUGUUAAAUUACAAGGGUGGUUGGGAAAAUCAAUUAGAAAAGUUAUUGAAAAACCAAAACAAUUUCCAGUUUGGAACAAUAGAAGCGAUAAAACUUCUCUACUAGCAAAAUAUGUGACUGAGAAUGAUAUUAGCUAUAAACGAAUCGGACAAAUUAUAGAUGAAAUUAAGCUUGGAAAGAGGCAAGACAACACAUAUGGUUCAACUCAUUAUCAUACAAAGAAUGUCCAUCCCAAUUGGUCAAAAUAUAAAACACCAACAGUGACGAUUGACAACGUUAUGUAG
This is a messenger RNA of Didymodactylos carnosus, 402 nucleotides long. The record is from the annotation of a GenBank genome assembly. NCBI's taxonomy places the organism in Eukaryota, Metazoa, Rotifera, Eurotatoria, Philodinida, Philodinidae.